AUGCGAUAUCCGUUUGCGGAGAACCAACCUCGGCUCGUCGGCCAGUCCAACCUUGUUGAUAAUCAACGCCCCCGCUUCGGACUUUUCUCCGCUUUAUAUGUCUUUCGAAGAUCAUAUAUAAUUCCUGUGUGUCUCGACAAUCCUCAAUACACACAACAACUUAACAUGGCUCCUCCAACUGCCACCGAGACCCUCGCCAAUGCCAUCAGCAUGCAAGCACCACAGUCUUCCCAAGCGGAGGGUGCCGAAAAGGCCAAGGUCAAAAUGCCGCUGCCUAGCAUGCCAGCAUUCGAGGAUAAAAUGAAGGAGCGAGAGUAUUUGAAGGGCCGCCUAGCAGCAGCAUUCAGAAUAUUUGGUGAUAAAGGAUACGACGAGGGUGUCGCUGGGCACAUCACCCUACGCGAUCCGGUGGAUCCGACAACGUUCUGGGUGAACCCAUUCGGCACAGCAUUCAAGCUGAUGAAGGCAUCAGACUUGAUCCAAGUCGAUCACCAUGGAAAUGUCAUUGCAGGUGGAGAGAAUCGAUUGCUGAAUGCCGCUGCAUUUAUGAUUCAUUCCGCCAUCCAUGAAGCACGACCCGAAGUGAACUGCGCUGCGCACAGUCAUAGUCUCCAUGGACGGGCGUUUUGCUCGCUGGGCCGACCGCUCGAUAUCAUCUCGCAAGAUGCCUGUGCUUUCCACAAUGAUCAGGACUUGGCUCUCUAUUCAUCAUUCAAAGGCGUCGUGCUAGCGGAAGAAGAAGGCCAGAACAUUGCCAAAGCUCUGGGUAACAAAAAGGCUGCCCUGUUGCAAAACCACGGCCUCUUGACGGUCGGUAACACAAUUGAAGAAACAGUGUUCUGGUUCGUGAGUCUGGAAAAAUGCUGCUACGCUCAACUCCUAGCGGACGCCGCAGCCACCGGACGAGGCGGCCAAACAGUGAAAAUUGAAGAAGCCGAUGCGGCAUUCACUUACAAAACAGUGGGAACUCCAAUGGCUGGCUGGUUUAGCGCGAAGCCCCUGUUUGAUGUGAUCCACGCCGAGAGUAAGGGUGAAUAUUUGGAAUGA
This is a messenger RNA of Penicillium hordei, 1047 nucleotides long. RefSeq names its product class II aldolase/adducin family protein. Gene Ontology annotation, molecular function: actin filament binding. The coding region runs from base 1 to 1047 and encodes 348 amino acids. The record is from RefSeq and is a predicted model, not a curated record. Gene Ontology annotation, cellular component: cytoskeleton. Lineage: Eukaryota; Fungi; Ascomycota; Eurotiomycetes; Eurotiales; Aspergillaceae. The transcript has 3 exons.